Messenger RNA from Brassica oleracea var. oleracea, 687 nucleotides. RefSeq lists its product as uncharacterized. Lineage: Eukaryota; Viridiplantae; Streptophyta; Magnoliopsida; Brassicales; Brassicaceae. Bases 1 to 687 code for a protein of 228 amino acids. The record is from RefSeq and is a predicted model, not a curated record. The transcript is spliced from 2 exons.
AUGGAUUUCAAUCCAUUUCAUGACUCUGCCAAGUUUGUUGAACUUCUUAAUAGUCAACAAAAUGUUUUCUUUGGCAGUCAAGGGAGUGUUUCACUCUCUUCACCGCAAGCUCCUUUCGUAGGCAGUCAAGAAGAUCCAAUCAUUGGUGAUGACCUUCCAGCAGAGCUUCCAGCAGAGCGUAAGGAACGAAGGAUGUGGACGCAAACUGAUGAUAUAGUGUUGAUCAGCUCGUGGUUGAACACGAGCAAAGAUCCCAUUGUUGGGAAUGAACAAAAGUCAAUGGCUUUCUGGAAUAGAAUUGCAGCAUACUUCUCGGCGUCUCCUAAGCUUGCUGGUUGUGAGAAAAGAGAUAAAAAUCAGUGCAAGCAACGUUGGCAUAAGCUGAAUGAUUUGGUUUGCAAAUUUUGUGGGGCGUAUGAAGCAGCAACGAGAGAGAAAACCAGUGAUGAUGAAGGAACAUGUCAUCCUCCAGGUGUUAAGGCAACAAAAACCAGUGGGAAGAAGCCGUUGGUGCAGGGGAAAGAUCUUUCUCACUUUCGGACUAUGUGGAGCAUCAAGAAAGAAGAUUUAGUGAUGAAGGAAAAGAUCUCGAAGAUGAAGCUACUUGAGAGUCUUGUUGCAAAACAAGUUCCACUUGCUGAUUACGAAGAAGCUCUCAAGAAAAAACUCAUAAAUGAGUUGAUGUAA